AAUUAGGAUUUAGAGAGAGGAAGCGACUUGCUCAAGGUCACACAGCUCUCAUUUUCAAGGGGUUGCUGGAGGAGGAUUAUAAUUAUGGGAGUCAGGGGCUUGACAGAUAGGGCCGGAGUCACUGUAUUCGCUUCCAUAUUACGUCGCAGUCCCUCAAACCCGGGUUUAGGUGUGAGGGUUGUGUGCGUAUGAUCCUUGCCCCUGUGAGUGUGGGUGUGUCGUUGGAGUGAAGGGAGUGUGAUACCGCACACUGCAGUCCUUUCUCUACCGAGCCCUCCUUCCAUUUUUUGCGCAGAACUCCCCCUUCUCGCUCUGAAUGUCUCCUUUUGGGGCAGAGGGAGGGAUUCUCCCAGAUUCCCACGGUCCAGCCUUCUGCUAGGCGCGGCUCCUUUAAGACUCGCCCUUUCCCGGGUCUGUUAAGGGGGCGGGGGGGGCGUGAUGCUGUGGGCCCGCCCCUGGUUUCUGAUUGGUCGGCGGGCGGACGGGGGCGGGCCCGAGGGUGAGGGCCUCCCCGCUGCUCGGUACCCUCCGCCCCCCGGUCUGGGGCUCCGGGUAAAGUUUCAGCCUCCGCACGUGACUCGCCAUGGCCGCUGCUUUCGCCCCGCGCCCCUGAGCCGCGGCCCCCCAAACCGCUCCUCUCCCUGGACCCCGCAACCCCUGACGCCGAACGGCUCCAAGGCUCAGGGUCAGGGCAGACGCCGUGCUCGCGGGCGACCCGGACGGAUUGCUUCCCCCCACUGCGAGCAUCACAGGACAUGGCCUCCCCAGCCACCUAGCUCGGGCCCACCUAGGAGAGGGAUCCUUUCGGCGUCCUGAAGGCCAGCUCUGGACCUUCCUGGGAAAGUGUCAGCUCACAGAAGUGCGUGACCAAAGGACCGGCUCUUGGGACGUCCCCCAGCCCACCUGGCCCCCAACUGGAGUGGGGGCUCCAGGAGGCUGAGAUCAGCCUGCUAGCCUUGGACCGCAGCUCCAGGACAGAAGGGGGGGUGGGCUGACCACCCAAACCCGCUCUGGGCCCAGGCCCCAUGACCCGAGGAGAGGCGGCCUGAAGCCUGCCAGAGCCUUCGGCCAGACUGUCUGCCUGCCCUUCUGACUGUGGCUGCUUGGCAUGGCCAGUAACAGCAGCUCUUGCCCAACACCUGGGGGCGGGCACCUCAAUGGAUACCCGGUGCCCCCCUACGCCUUCUUCUUCCCCCCCAUGCUGGGUGGACUCUCCCCACCGGGCGCUCUGACCACUCUCCAGCACCAGCUUCCAGUUAGCGGCUAUAGCACGCCAUCCCCGGCCACUGCCAGCACUUUGACCUGGGAGUGGGAGUUGGAAGCCCGCCCGCCGAUUCUGGCCUGGUCUUCAGUCUAUGCUAGGUCAGGAGGAGGCUGGACCUUGGGUGUACCCUUCAAAGACCCGGGGGCCUGUGGAAGGACAGAACUGUUCUCCAGGUCACUGGGGACAGGCUGGAGGGAAAGACCGAUAAGAGGCCUGGGCCAGAUCUCCAUCCUGUCCUGGAAGCUGCGGAUACAAUCUGUUCACACCCAUCCUCGCCCCCAGAUCAGCCCACUGCAGCCCGGGGAGUUUGCAGAGCUCAGCGGGCACCCUCCUUCCAUCUCCAUCCAGACAGACACUGUAGGAACAGAGUCCAUUGAGACCCAGAGCAGCAGUUCCGAAGAGAUAGUGCCCAGCCCCCCCUCGCCACCCCCUCUCCCCCGCAUCUACAAGCCUUGCUUUGUCUGUCAAGACAAAUCCUCAGGCUACCACUAUGGGGUCAGCGCUUGUGAGGGCUGCAAGGGCUUCUUCCGCCGCAGCAUCCAGAAGAACAUGGUGUACACGUGUCAUCGGGACAAGAACUGCAUCAUCAACAAGGUGACCCGGAACCGCUGCCAGUACUGCCGGCUGCAGAAGUGCUUCGAAGUGGGCAUGUCCAAGGAGUCCGUGAGGAACGACCGAAACAAGAAGAAGAAGGAGGCGCCCAAGCCCGAGUGCUCUGAGAGCUACACGCUGACGCCGGAGGUGGGGGAGCUCAUCGAGAAGGUGCGCAAAGCGCAUCAGGAGACCUUCCCCGCCCUCUGCCAGCUGGGCAAAUACACUACGAACAACAGCUCAGAACAGCGUGUCUCUCUGGACAUUGACCUCUGGGACAAGUUCAGUGAACUCUCCACCAAGUGCAUCAUUAAGACUGUGGAGUUCGCCAAGCAGCUGCCCGGCUUCACCACCCUCACCAUUGCGGACCAGAUCACCCUUCUCAAGGCUGCCUGCCUGGACAUCCUGAUCCUGCGGAUCUGCACGCGGUACACGCCCGAGCAGGACACAAUGACCUUCUCGGAUGGGCUGACCCUGAACCGGACCCAGAUGCACAAUGCCGGCUUCGGGCCUCUCACGGACCUGGUCUUCGCCUUCGCCAACCAGCUGCUGCCCCUGGAGAUGGAUGAUGCUGAGACCGGCCUGCUCAGUGCCAUCUGCCUCAUCUGUGGAGACCGGCAGGACCUGGAGCAGCCAGACAGGGUGGACAUGCUUCAGGAGCCGCUGCUUGAGGCACUGAAGGUCUAUGUGCGGAAACGGAGGCCCAGCCGCCCACACAUGUUCCCCAAGAUGCUGAUGAAGAUCACAGACCUGCGAAGCAUCAGUGCUAAGGGGGCUGAGCGGGUCAUCACGCUGAAGAUGGAGAUCCCGGGCUCCAUGCCACCUCUCAUCCAGGAAAUGUUGGAGAACUCAGAGGGCCUGGACACUCUGAGCGGACAAGCGGGGGGCGGAGGGCGGGAUGGGGGUGGCCUGGCUCCCCCGCCCGGCAGCUGCAGCCCCAGCCUCAGCCCCAGCUCAAACAGAAGCAGCCCGGCCACGCACUCCCCGUGACUGCCCGGGGACACAGCCCUUGCCCCGUGCCCUGGCUUUUCUCUGCCUUUCUACCAACCAUGCGACCCCUGCCAGCCCUGCCCCCCACCUGUCCUCCCUUCCCUGGGGGACCGGAGGGAGGCGGUGGCGACUCUUCGGACAGAGGCCCGGGCCUGCGAUGGACUGCCCGCUCCUGCAGAUGUCAGGGCUGACAUCGGGGGCAAGGACUGAGUGAGGACCCCUGGUCCCGGGCCUCAGGAUGGGGCCCGGGGGCCUCGUGUUCAUCAAGACACCCCUCUGCCCACCUCUCCACAUCUUCAUCACCAGCAAAUGCCAGGACCUGGCUCCCCCAUCCUCAGAACUCACAAGCCAUUGCCCCCCCGUUGGGGAGCCCCCCUGCCUCGGUUGGUGACAGAGGGGGUGGGCCGGGGUGGGGGACUCCCCCUGUACAUACCCUGCCGUACCAACCCCCAGGUAUUAAUUCUUGCUGGUUUUGUUUUUAUUUUAAUUUUUUUUUUUUUUGGUUUUGAUUUUUUUAAUAAGAAUUUUCAUUUUAAGCACA
Orcinus orca (killer whale) is the source of this 3386-nucleotide messenger RNA. It is a transcript of the gene RARA, whose product is annotated as retinoic acid receptor alpha. The record is from RefSeq and is a predicted model, not a curated record. Gene Ontology annotation, molecular function: zinc ion binding; RNA polymerase II cis-regulatory region sequence-specific DNA binding; nuclear glucocorticoid receptor binding. Gene Ontology annotation, cellular component: transcription regulator complex; nucleus. NCBI's taxonomy places the organism in Eukaryota, Metazoa, Chordata, Mammalia, Artiodactyla, Delphinidae. The coding region runs from base 1109 to 2845 and encodes 578 amino acids. The transcript has 12 exons. Gene Ontology annotation, biological process: regulation of transcription by RNA polymerase II; retinoic acid receptor signaling pathway; cellular response to corticotropin-releasing hormone stimulus.